Rotaria socialis is the source of this 981-nucleotide messenger RNA. NCBI's taxonomy places the organism in Eukaryota, Metazoa, Rotifera, Eurotatoria, Philodinida, Philodinidae. The record is from the annotation of a GenBank genome assembly.
AUGUGUGCUUCGUCAUGCAAUCAAUCUAUUCCUCCUGAAGUUCAACAGAAUGUUUCAGUACCAAGUGUAAAACGAAAGUUUAUUGGUAAUUAUUCAUUGAAACCCAACGAUCAUACGAUAAACAUAUUACAGUGGAAUAUUCUUGCUCAAGCCUUAUCAUAUUCAGAAGGUAAUUUUAUUCGUGUAAAGGCUGAAAUAGUUGCGUAUGAAACUCGUAAAUGGCGAAUACUAGAACAAAUACUUGUACAUCAACCAGAUUUAUGUUCAUUGCAAGAAAUGGAUAUAUAUGAUUGUUUUCUUAAAGAACAACUACCUAAAUAUGGAUAUACCUGUUUUUUUACUCCAAAACCAAAUUCCAGAUGUCUGUCAUUCGAAGAUGAUCUAGACAAUUUCAAAGGUCCAGACGGUGUUCUACUCUGUUAUAAAAGUAAUCUAUUUAGAGAAAUCAGCCGAAAUAAUUAUGAUCUACCUAAUGAUGGUCGAUUUGGACGACAAAUAUUUUCAAGUUUUGAAUUAGAAUAUAUACCAAUAGCUUGUCCUAUCGUACUUAUUGGUACACAUUUUAAAGCUAAAAAACAAUUUGCAAGAUCUCGUAUAAAUCAAGCAAAUGCAUUAAUCGGAUUUUUAAAUAAAAACUAUACAAAAAAAACAAAUGUUAUUAUUGCAGGAGAUUUUAAUGGUGAAACUGACGAACCAUUUUAUGAUAUAUUAUUGCAAUCUGGUUUAAAUAGUGCAUAUAGACUUUUAAUGAAUAAUAGUGAGCCACCUUAUACAACAUGGAAAUUUAAAUCCCGCGAAGACAGACAUGAAAAAGAAGAAUUUCGAACAAUUGAUUAUAUUUUUUAUCGUUCAGAAAAGUUGACCCCCAUUGCUUAUUUGGAAUUACCAACUAAAAAUGAUAUUGGCCCUGAUGGUCUUCCAUCAGCCAACUAUCCAUCUGAUCACUUAGCUCUUCAAUCGAUAUUUCUAAUUCAUGCGUAG